Messenger RNA from Sinocyclocheilus anshuiensis, 3431 nucleotides. RefSeq names its product MPN domain-containing protein-like. The transcript has 12 exons. The coding region runs from base 1 to 993 and encodes 330 amino acids. Gene Ontology annotation, molecular function: metallopeptidase activity; protein binding. The record is from RefSeq and is a predicted model, not a curated record. NCBI's taxonomy places the organism in Eukaryota, Metazoa, Chordata, Actinopteri, Cypriniformes, Cyprinidae.
AUGCCGUCAUCCUACUCCCCCACCCCUUACCUGUACACAGGUUUGAGUCUGAUAAGUGAAGGAGAGGAUGAUGAGAUGGGAGAUGAUGACGAAGAGGAAGGAAAAACGACCAUGCUAGUUGAGGACAAGAAUAAAAAGUCCAAACCUGAGCUGCACGACAUUAGCCUGGUGCAGAGGAGAGACAGAGAAAGAAUUCCAGUCAGGUAUUGCACUCUUGGCACUAGAGAUGCUGCAAGGGAUCCUCACACUCUCGUAGAACUGUCUGCCUUUUCUGCGAUCAACCGCUUCCAGCCUUUUAAUGUAGCAGUGUCCAGCAAUGUUCUGCUGCUAAUGGAUUUUCACUGUCACCUGACCACAAGUGAGGUGGUGGGGUAUUUAGGGGGCCGAUGGGACACUAACACCCAGUUGCUUACAGUCUUGAGGGCGUUCCCUUGCCGUACGCGGCUGGCAGAUAAAGACGCUGCACCAGCAGUCGAAGAAGAGAUUUGCCAAAAUCUCUUCAUGCGGGGGCUGUCAUUGGUGGGAUGGUAUCACAGUCACCCACGAGGCCCCGCCCUUCCGUCUCUGCAGGACAUAGAUUCACAGAUGGAUCACCAGCUCCGCCUACAAGGCAGCAGUAAUGGCUUCCAGCCCUGUCUGGGGAUUAUCUGUGGACCCUAUUACCAUGGCAACCAAGGUGUGGCCUCCACCAUUACGCCAUUCUGGGUAGUUCCCCCUCCUGAGCAACGACCCAAUGAUUACGGCAUCCCAGUGGCGGUAGAGGUCACAUACGUGCAAGACAACUUCCUCACUACAGAUGUACUCAAUGAGAUGAUGCUGUUGGUGGAGUUUUAUCGGUCUGCUCCUGACCUUGUGCAGUUCAGUCAGAUGUGGAGUCCUAAUUCCUCAGUACUCGACAAAAUCAAGGCUUCUCUGAGUGGCCACGCACCCAAAGACCAGGCGUACGCACAGAUCCUGGAGCACGUGUACAACCAGCUGCGCAGCACUCAGUGACCGGAGCAGUUUACGUCUGCAUUUGUGUUACGCUGUAGAACUGUUGACUUGGGACCUCCCGCCCUGUGCAUUACCGUCUGUGCACUGUUAUACUGUAUAUGAAAUGCCUUCAUGGAGGAUAUAUCAUAUAUGCUUCCGUUCAAACUGUUGCCUUUAGGACUGUUAGGUCUGUAUCACUGGCUGUGGUUUAUACGAUUCUGCCAUAUCUGUGCUGUGAAACUUGUCUUCCUCUGUGGUAGAAACGUUUGGUGGGUAGUUAGGAAAGAGAAGAAGCUGGGUAAUUGAGUUCUCUCUCUCUCUCUCUCUCUCUCUCUCUCUCUCUCUUUAUCUGUUUGUGUGGUUAGAUUUGUGCCAUCAUCUGCCAUGUUGACUACGCAAUAUGGGAACAAUGCCUUUUACCUGCUGAAUACCUUAAAAUAUACACUGGAACAAAUUAAAUGUGCCGAUUCCGUUUGCUUCUGGCUUCUAACCUCAUAACAAUGUUUUUCUUACCAUACAAUUAAAGAAACAGUUCAUACUCACACAAGUGAAACAAAUGGAGUACUUUCUUGAAUUUAUUUACUUAAAGACGAGAUGACACAAUAAGAUACAAAUAUUUAGGGUUUGGGAUAUUUAAGAAUAACAAUAUAAUGCAGUUAAAUCUGAAGGAGGAGACUUUAAAACUACAACAUACAUCAGCCUGCUAUUAAGCUAACAUGCAAAAAACAUUAAUAAAAAAGGUUGAAUGGUUUUGUAUGCAUAUAUAAAAAAUAUAAUACUAAAAAGAGCAGUACCAGAAUGAUUUAUUUUCAUGUAAAUCAUUCUGGUAGCCACGUUCGAUUAGACAGAAAUAACCCAUUUGUUGUUUUCUUAAACUUGUACUGCUGCAAAGGCACAUCUGUACACAUGCUUGUACAUCUGGUCACAGCUAAUGUCAAAUACCAACAAGCCCUUCGUAAAUAAAGAAAAAGGCCAGACAGAAACUACAUAUUAGCUCGAAAAUCAUAAUUAAUAUUUUGUUUGGUGUUCUAGAUCCAUUCUUGCCAUCGAAAAGGCACUAAAACUCUUCUUUUCACAUUGAAACGGUGAUCGUAGCCUGUCUGCUUCAGCACAUCUACUACAGUCUGUUACGGUGAGCAAAACAAACCGUGGACAAAACAUGUAAACAGAUGCUGAGAGGAAAAGAACACAUAGGUGCUCUAUGCAGACAGGACUUGGGAGUCGGGGUGGAGGGUGUGUAGGUCCAUGCUUUUAUGGAGUGUGACAGAACAGUAUUUGAAAAAACAUCCUAAAAACUAGGGAACACCGAGUAAUGAAGAAACUAGAUCUCCAAUCACUUUUAAAGCUCUAAAAAUACAUUGCAAGUGAUGGGAGAGAGCAAGAGAUGUAGCACCAUCCCUUCAUUUCUGAAGAUGGGAAGAUUUUUUUUAAAUAUCAAAACAUUCUGUGUUAAUUAGAAUUUAAUAUGGGGCUUAUGAGCCAACAUCCACCCUAACCACGCCUACAUAUACACACCUGAAAUAACGGGACACUGCCAGCAGCAUCAGAUGUAGAGACUACCGUAAACUGACAUCAAGAGGAGAAAGAGAGAGGAAGACUAUUAUUCAGGCUGCCGGAAGAAGAACUAUUUGGCUGUGUUUCCUUCAGAAAACAGUGUGUAAAUGGUUUGUCUGCCACCCUUAGUGAGUUAGAAGUUGUAAGGGGGGCACAAAGUGUUUCAAAACGGUUGUAGUGCAGUAAAACCCUCUCUACCUGACUAAACACAUCCUUUAGGUGUUUUAGCUCACCUUUACGACAUAAUCCAAGGUGCAAUUCAGCGUCUAAUUUCUAAUAUCUUGUAAAAAUAUACAUGAAAAAAAUAUUAGAUGACAAAUAGCUAUAGAAAAAGGUUACAAUUAUGGAGCGUACAAAAGGACUAUUUCCUUUCUACAGGUCUGUGGCUCAGGAUUGCUGCACAUUGGGACAUUGCACGCACAGCCCCACUGCUCACGUGUUCGUCACAGAUACAAGGCAGUUUCUCCUUAAUCUAAGGAAGGUCAAUGUCGCAGCCUGACCAGCAGGGGCAGCAAGGGGACCAGUCGAGUAAAAUGCAACUUCUCACAAUCCAACAAUUGAGAAUUCGUACUGAUUAAGAAUAGCCUGUCUACUCUUUAAAAACAUGAUAAUUUCACCACAGGGAUAUCAUAGUGUGUAGUCAUUUCUUUUCAGUUAAUGCAGCACAAACAGUAUGAGACAUUAUUAAAAGACAUGGACAAUGAAGUGAGUUAGUGUGUCUGAAAUGUUAACUUAAGGACCAGGUUAUAAUAACGUCCAUACGUCAGUCAACCGGUCAGUCAGUCAGUCCUGGAAUGUGAAAGGUCAUCAUUUCCCAAAGUUCCCUCCUUCAAAAAAUAAAUCAAUGUGUAAAAGUGCCAGAGUACAGGCAUACAGUGGGUACGGAAAGUAUUCAGACCCCCUUA